Messenger RNA from Equus quagga, 6534 nucleotides. It is a transcript of the gene NAIP, whose product is annotated as NLR family apoptosis inhibitory protein. Gene Ontology annotation, cellular component: IPAF inflammasome complex. Gene Ontology annotation, molecular function: cysteine-type endopeptidase inhibitor activity involved in apoptotic process; ATP binding; ATP hydrolysis activity. The coding region runs from base 1067 to 4489 and encodes 1140 amino acids. The transcript has 11 exons. Lineage: Eukaryota; Metazoa; Chordata; Mammalia; Perissodactyla; Equidae. Gene Ontology annotation, biological process: pyroptotic inflammatory response; detection of bacterium; inflammatory response. The record is from RefSeq and is a predicted model, not a curated record.
UUGCCUCGUAACCCGUGCCUGGUUUGGGGGGCAUUCUCAUGGCUCGUACCUGGCUUGUGGGGGGACAUUCUUUCCUUGUCAUGGGCUCUCCCCCUUUCUCCUUCCCUUCUUUCAUUUGCCUGCUCUUCGUCUGGCACAGUAAAGAAAACCACUUUCUCUUGCUGAACUAGAGCCCUCGGAAUUUCCUUCUCUGGGGCAGCCUUUGAUCGCUUGCCUGCCUUCCUGACAGGCUGAGGCCGCCUGCCCAGCUUCCCUUGGCUGCCCCCUUGGAAGGCCUGCUGAUACGUUGGGACCAGCACCAUCACCCACAGCAGGCUCCUACCCAGUCACUUUAUGCUCUGUAGUGAGGAUGUCCUCACGGCAGGUGACAGGAAAGCCAAUCCAUAUGGCUUAGUGAAAAAAGAAUUCGUUGGCUAAUGUCACCCAGAAGACGAGAAACCCGCAGAGAACCUGGCCUGACAGUGGCGGAGGAGUGUUUUCUCAGAAAGGAAUCGGGUGCUUGUCAGAGAAGGGGCAGUUGUUCAACACCUACCACCCCGCUGAGUCCAGGUUCCUUCCUGCGUCUCGUCCUUCCCUGUCACUCCUUCCUGCAUCUCAUCCUUGCCCAUCAGUCCCUCCUGCAUCUCAUCCUUGCCCGUCACUCCUUCCUGUGGUUCAUCCUUCCCCAUCAGUUGAACGACAUCCAUGCUGUCUCAACGGAUCUCCGCUUUUGAGCUGCGUUUUCGGGAAACGUACCCCGAGAAGGCUUCUGUUGGGUAUAAACAACCAGUCACAGGUUUUUUUGCACUGCAUAAAAAAUUCCAACAUUAAUAGAAAUAAGAAAGGAACGAUUCUCCAACAACCCUGCCACUCAAGCCAAUGAAACUCUUCACUUCUGGGGACACGUUCUUUCCUUUUUAUUCACGGGCAGCACAUGGUCAAUCCCGCCGCAUCUAGACACCUUUCUUCUUUCCCCUCCUGCGAUUCUAUUGAAGCAAACGCCACACGUCACAUGGUCCAUCUGUAAAUAGGAGGGGAGGACUUGAACACUCGCACUUGUGACAUCAAAGCUCGCUGGUCUCACCAUAUGCCUUUUACUCAAGCUUAUUCCAGUGACAGCAUCUUUGCGAAUGAAGAACUGCGACUGGACUCUUUUAAGAACUGGCCUCAUGCCUCCCCCGUGGGAGCCGCAGCUCUGGCGAAAGCAGGCCUUUUCUACACGGGAGUAAAGGACGUAGUCCAGUGCUUUUCCUGUGGAGUAUGUUUGGAGAAUUGGAAGGAAGGCGAUGACCCAGUAGAAGAUCACACCAAAUAUUCUCCCAAUUGUCAGUUUCUCCAAAAUAUGAAGUCCUCUGCAGGAGUGACUCCAGACCUCCAGAGCCGUGGUGAACUUGCUGGAUUAGCGGAAGCCACAUGUGAAAGCAAUCUUGCGGAUUCAGCAGCCGUUAGUUCUCCAGCGCCAGAGAUGGCCCAGGGUGAAGCGCAGUGGUUUCAGGAGGCAAAGGGUCUGAGUGAGCGACUGAGAAAAGCCUACACCAGCGCCCGUUUCUGCAACACGUCUUUGCUUGAAGUCGCUCCCUGCCUAGCCACUGACCAGUUGCUGGGUUGUGACCUGUCCCUCGCUUCAAAACGCAUCGGCAGUCAUGUGCAAGAGCCUGUGGUGUUGCCUGAGGUCUUUGCCACCUUGAACUCUGUCAUGUGUGUGGAGGGUGAAGCUGGUAGUGGAAAGACGGUCCUCCUGAAGAAAAUAGCUCUUCUCUGGGCAUCAGGAGGUUGCCCCUUGUUAAACAGGUUCCAGCUGGUCUUCUAUGUCUCCCUUAGCUCUGCCAGACUGGACCAGGGGCUGGCCAGCAUCCUUUGUGACCAACUCCUGGAGACAGAAGACUCUGUCACUGAGAUGUCCUUGAGGACCAUCAUCCAGCAGUUAAAGAAUCAGGUGUUGUUUCUUUUGGAUGACUUCAGAGAAAUGUGCUCAGUCCCCCGCGUCAUAGAAAAGCUGAUUCAAAGAAACCACUCGUCAAGGACCUGCUUACUGAUCGGGGUCCGUAGGAGCAGGGCCAGGGCCAUCCACCGACACCUACACACGAUUCUCGAGAUCAAAGCAUUUCCCUUCUAUAAUUCGAUCUAUAUAUUACGGAAGCUCUUUUCACACAACAUGAUCCGCCUGCGAAACUUUAUGAUUCAUUUUGGAAAGAACAAAAAUUUGCAGGGAAUCCAGAAAACUCCCCUCUUUGUAGUGGCAGUCUGUGCUCACUGGUUUCGGCAUCCUCUUGACCAGUCCUUUGAUGACGUGGCUGUUUUCAAGUCCUAUAUGGAAUGCCUUUUCUUAAAGUACAAAACCACGGCUGACCUUCUCAGGGCAACUGUGUCCUCCUGUGGGGAGCUGGCCUUGAAAGGAUUUUUUUCAUCUUGCUUUGAGUUUCGCGAUGACGACCUUGUGGAAGCAGGGGUUGAUCAAGACGAAGAUCUGGCCAUGUGCCUGAUGAGCAAAUCCACAGCACAGAGACUGAGGCCAGUCUAUCAGUUUUUAAGUCCUGCGUUCCAAGAAUUUCUUGCUGGCAUGAGGCUGACUGAACUCCUGGAUUCGGACAGGCAAGAAGAUCAAGAAUUGGGACUUCAUUAUUUGAGAGAAGUUAACUCAUCCCUGAUGGCUGUAAUUCCCUAUAGCAAUUUUUUCAACUAUGUCUCCUGUCACGCUUCAACAAAGGCAGGGCCAAAAGUUGUCUCUCAUUUGCUUCGUUUGGUGGAUAAGAAAGAGUCCUUGGAGAAUAUACCUGAAUCUGAUGACUACCUGAAACACCGUCCAGAAAUUUCAGUGCACAUGGAAUAUUUUAGGGUGUUGUGGCAAUUAUCUCCAAAAUAUUACUUUUCCCAGGUUUCAGAACAUUUACUUGCUCUUGCCAUAAAAAUCGCUUAUCAAAGCAAUGCUCUUGCUGCAUGUUCUCCAUUUAUUUUGAGAUUCCUUCAAGGGAGAACCCUGACUUUCAAUAUGCUUAAGUCACAGUACUUUUUUGACCACCCCGAAAGCCUAUUGUUGUUGAGAAGCAUCCAGUUCUCAAUAAAAGGAAGGAAGUUAAGCAGACUAGAUCUUUCAGUCCUGGAAACGUGUUUGGACAAAUCACAGGCACCGACUAUCGAUCAGGACUAUGCUUCUGCCUUUGAACAGGCGAAAGAAUGGGAGCAGAAUUUAGCAGAAAAAGAGGAAAACGUCGAGAGUUUUCUGGAUAUGCAACUCAGUGCACCACCAGACAUCAGCACUGGCUAUUGGAAACUUUCUCCAAAGCCGUACAAGAUUCCCCUUCUGGAAGUCCAUGUGACUGAUAUCGACGCUGUGGACCAGGAGAUGCUCAGGGUUCUAACGGCAGUUUUCUCAGCUUCACAGCACAUCGAACUCCACCUAAACGACAGCAGGGGCUUUCUGGAAAGCGUCCGCCCGGCCCUCGACCAAUACAAGGCCUCAUUCACCAAGUGCUCCAUAAGCAGGUUUGAGCUGAGCGCAGCCGAUCAGGAGUUGCUUCUCACCCUGACUUCCCUGGAGUCUCUGGAAGUCUCAGGGACCACCUGCCUACGAGAUCAACUCUUUCCUAAUUUGGACAAGUUCCUGUGCCUGAAAGAGCUGUCUGUGGAUCUGGAUGAUAAACAAAAUGUUUUUUCAGUCAUUCCUGAAGACUUCCUAAAUCUCCACCAUAUGGAGAAAUUAUUGAUCCGUAUUGCAGCUGAGCAUGGUCCUUCCAAACUAGUCAGAUUAAUUCAGAAUUCUCCAGACCUUCAAGUUUUCCACCUGCAAUGUAAUUUCUUUUCGGAUUUUGAGUCUCUCAUGACUGUACUUGCUUCUUGCAAGAAACUCAAAGAAAUUAAGUUUUCUGGACAGUUUUUUAAAGCUAUCCCAUUUGUCAUUGUUUUGCCAAAUUUUACUUCUCUGAAGAUACUAAAUCUUGGACACCAAGAAUUUCCUGAUAGGGAAACAGCUGAAAAAUUUGCCUAUACUUUAGGUUCUCUUGAUAACCUGGAAGAAUUGAUCCUUCCUACUGGGGAUGCCGUUCAUCAAGUGGCCAAACUGAUCGUCCAGCAGUGUGAGCAUCUUCGGGGUCUCCGAGUCCUCUCAUUUUACCAGACUUUGAAUGAUGACAGCCUCAUGGAAAUUGCCAAGGUAGCAAACAGUGGAGGUUUCCAGAAACUUGAGAACUUAAAUCUUUCAAUCAAUCACAAGAUUACAGAGGAAGGAUAUAGAAACUUCUUUCAAGUACUGGACAGCCUGCCACGCCUGCAAGAGCUGACUAUUUCCAGGCAUUUCACGGAGUGUAUCAAAGCUCAGGCAGCAACAGUGAAGUCUCUGAGCCAGUGUGUGUCACGCCUGCCCAGCCUGAUCAGACUGAACAUGUUAAGCUGGCUCCUGGAUGCAGAAGACGUCACACUGCUCACGGCCAUGAAAGAGAGACACCCGCAAUCGAAACACUUAACUUUUCACUGGAAAUGGAUAUUGCCGUUCUCGCCAAUCAUUCAGAAAUAGAAGAUUUAGCUAAAAAGCUGCUGAAUCAAGAAAAUUCUUGUCGACAGUUCUAAAAAUUAUCCAAGAACAUUUUAUUAAAUAUUGCCUACAAAAGAGAAUUUAUAAAAUGUGUAAGGCAUGUAAUUAAAAAAAUACUUUGCUUAUGCAUCACCGAGCUUAAGAAAUAGAUUACCAGAGCUUUGAAGUCCCUGAAUAACCAGCUAAAGAUCAGUCCUUCAAUGGAGUUUAUACAGCUAACCCCUGUCAUCUAGGGCCGGCAUCAGGUUUUCAGGCUAACUGUGGCGAGGAACAAGGCCUGGGGAGGGGUGUCGGGGGCGCUGAUCUGUCUUAAAGCCACAGCAUGGAAGUAUUCAAGUUAUGCAUGAAACAGCUAACAAGGUCUGAAGCAGUCCCACACACAGGUGAAAUAAGAGUCCACUGGAUCAGGGUCCAGGGAGGUAUUCCUUAAUCCUUGUCGGCUCUGUUUUGUAUAUUUAAUUAACUGGUAUAGGAGAGUUUACUUAUAGCUUCUCUUUAUCCAUUGCCAGUGUAAGGAAAUAGGAUUUACGGAAAAAUGCUUUUAUUCCAGAGCCUUUUGAGUCAACAACUUAUUGUAUAAGCAAAAAACAGAGUAGAAUUUAGAACUACUGGAGAUCAGCUAAAUUUGUGUUUUCCGGAAUACUGAGUAUCAAACACGUUGUUAGAUAACCACGCGUCUGAGACUUCAACAUAUGCAUUUAUAACGGCCUUGGAAUUCUCCUGUGAACCCAGUCUGCGCGGGGAGAACAUGUGUUGUCUGCUGGUGACUCCAUGUUGCUGGAUUCUACAUCUGCUCGUCCAGAACUGCACUCCUGCCCGUUAAGCAGCAGAAUCUUCUGAAUGGCUAGAAGAGCAUUCCAAAUUCAUGAUGCCAAUUAGGUUGCAAAACAACCGCUCUGUACCCUAAAUGUUAUUUUUACACAAGGAAAAAGCCAGCAUGUAUGUAUGUAUGUAUGUAUGUGUGGUAUGAUCCCAUUUGUUUAAAAGGCAUACUCGCAUGUUGCUAGAUGCAUUAAGAAUUUCUGGAAGUAUACCCCAGAAAAUGUUCAUAGUGGCUAACUCUAGGAAGGCAUUCUUUUUUACUUUCUCCCUUUUUAUACUGCUUUUUUGUUUUACAAGUGCCUGUGUUAGUUUUAUACUUAAAAUAAAAACUAGUUUAGCAUUACACCAUCAAUGGGGGCUCCUCUGGAGGGUGAGAUUACUAGAAGGUGAGAUGGGUUAUCAUCUUGCUUGUCUGAUCUUAUAGCUAAUACAUUUGUAAUCAAAAAGGUUUUAAGUAUUAGAGUCCAAUCAGUGACAGAGACCACACGGUGAUUUGAACGGGCAAGUUUACCGUAGAGCUAUGAACUGUCUGCGGGCCUGGAGUAACGGGGAUUGGCUGAGUGAGGAAGUGAGAGCUCUAAGCAGAGGGUGAGAACAGCUCUUCACCCUAGGCCGAGGCAGAGCUCCCAAAGGAGGGCCCCCAGGGCUGAGACCCAGACGUCGUCAGAGAGGCACAGCAUGAACCUCAGGUUUGCAGAGUUGCAGCCCGAGGAGGUGAGAGCAUGGGGCACUUUGCUGAGCAGGUGCCAUGGGGGCGCCGCGUGCUGCUGGCCACUGGGUCCUGCUGAAGCCAGGCACUGCACAGGUGCGCCCAGUUGGAGCGGCGGCUGCAGGGCUCUGCUGGAGGGGCACCUGGAACCAGAAGACGGCCCCUGCUCCUCGGGGGCCUCACAGUGGCGCUCUACCAACAAAGCUUUCCACCGUGCUGGCUGACAGGAGAGGUACCUGCAGGGUCCAGACCCACUGCUGCAGAGUCGCCAUCGAAAGCUGGAUUUCGAUGUGACAGGCAAUAACAUGAUGACUGGUACAAGUAUUACUACAUUUAAUAGUUCAGACCUAAACAAAAAGGACCCUGGUCAAAUUUCUUAAGAUUGAGUGACAGGACAUACGCACAUGCAUGUUUAUGCAGCCAUGGGAAAUUUCAAUCAAUCAAUCUUACAUAAAAAAAUUUACCCCUUUAUAUACGUAUACACAACUGAGAUUCA